Molecule: messenger RNA, 1572 nt
Organism: Durusdinium trenchii
Lineage: Eukaryota; Dinophyceae; Suessiales; Symbiodiniaceae
Source: the annotation of a GenBank genome assembly
AUGGUCUACUACCUUCUGGUCGUGGAUCCUUCCAGUUCGGUGACCUCUUGCGCUUCCAGCGGUCUCUACGAGCGUGGCCCGUCCAGCGCUCGGGCGGGGCACGGAAGCGGCGCCGGCGUGGCCGGCGUGACCUCGGUGGAUGUCGUGGAGGUGAAGGGACUCAAAAUCUUCCGUGCCAUUGGCGCAGGAGCGGGCUUGGAAGAUGCGUUGCCCAUUCAGAGGACCAGUGCAUUGCUCAUGGUGGCGGUGCCUUCCGAGAUGUCGGUGGAAGAGCUUCAAAGCUUCCUCUCACCUGGCGACGCCUUAGAGGCUUUGCGGGUGGUCUUCCGGCACGAGCCACGGGGGAAGUUUUUUUGCCCCUCCUUGGAAGGGAAGAGCGAGCCGGGCUCUGGUGCUUCUGGAUUCUACACCUGCAUCUUGCUGUGCCGCAGCCAGGCGCAUGCAGACGCCUUGUACAAGGCCAACCACGGGCGCCUCUUUGAGAGAAAGGGCGGCGAUGACAAAGGACCGUGCUGCUACCUGGCGUUCUUGGAAGCCAUCGUCUACUCCCGGGAGCCCUGGGAACUCACCCGCAGCAAGUCCGACGAGCUGGCGGAGGGCGGAGCUCGAGCGACCGAGGAGUCGGAGCUACCGGAGGCGGUGAUUCCGAGCACUGCCUAUGAGGUGCCGUCAUGUCCAGUGUGCAUCGAACGCAUUGAUGUGUCGGGCACUGGCCUGGUGACCCACUCACAUGGCUGGAUCGCUGAACAUCAGGACGAGCGACAACCGCGUCCGCCCACCUGCACGGCCUGCGCGGUGAUUGCGGCCACCAAUGGGAACGGAAGGACGGAGGCCCGGCGUGCCACAGCCACCUUGCAAUGCGAAUGCUGCGAAAAGCAAGAUGAGCUAUGGGUUUGCCUCAUCUGUGGUCAUUUGGGCUGCGGUCGCUACCAGGAUGCCCACGCCAAAGAUCAUGCCACGGAGUUCCGGCACCGCUUCUGCUUUCAGCUGGACACCGGACGCAUCUGGGACUACGCCUCAGACGUCUUCGUCCAUCGACGCCUGGUGCAACACGCUGCUUUGGGUUUAAUCGAGCUGGCAAUGCCGGCUCCUGCCAUUACCGAGAGCUCCUCGAAGGCGGUCCCAGGGCAUGAAGAGCUGCUGUCGAUGGAGUUAGAUGCCAUUUUAGCCUCGCAGUUGGACCAUCAACGCUCCCUCUACGAGCGUCAACUCACGGACCUGCAACGGCAGCACAGCGGCGCGCUCGCCGCGCUGCAGGAGGCCAUCGAUGCAGAGGAGCAGCGGGCGAAAGACUUGACUCAGGAAGUGGACUCCAGUGAGAAAGCCAUGAAAGCGCAGGAGAAGCAACUCAGCUCGGCGCGGAAAGCCCAGCAGCAGGCGGAGGAACAACUCGGCUUUGCGCGGGAGCUCAACCAGUCCUUGCUGCAGAACCGAAAAGAUAUGGCGGGCGGCUCCACCUCCGACGCGUCCUCUGGACAGCCGGGACCGUCGUGCGAGGAAGACCCCCUCCUGGUGCGUUUGCGUGAGAAGGUCUCCGUCUUGCGGGAGCAGAUUUCUGCCUUGGACGGUUGA